AUGGAGGACCACGAUCCAAAGGAACCAGAGCAGUUGAGAAAAGUCUUUAUUGGUGGUUUGAGCUUUGAAACUACAGAUGAUAGUUUAAGAGAACAUUCUGAGAAAUGGGGCACACUCACAGAUUGUGUGGUGAUGAGAGACCCCCAAACAAAACAUUCCUGUGGCUUUGGUUUUGUCACUUACUCUUGUGUUGAGGAUGCAGCCAUGUGUGCUCAACCACACAAGGUUGAUGGGUGUGUAGUGGAACCAAAGAGAACUGUUUCUAGACAGGAUUCUGUAAAGCCUGGUGCCCAUCAAACAGUGAAGAAAAAUUUUCUUGGUGGUAUUACAGAAGAUACAGAAGAGUAUAAUUUGAGAGACUACUUUGAAAAGUAUGGCAAGAUUGAAACCAUAGAAGUUAUGGAAGAUAGGCAGAGUGGGAAAAAAAGAGGAUUUGCUUUUGUAACUUUUGAUGAUCAUGAUACAGUUGAUAAAAUCCAGGGCAAGAAAUACCACACUAUUAAUGGGCAUAAUUGUGAAGUGGAAAGGCCCUUUCUAUUCACAAAUCAAGAAAUGCACUCUGCUGGGUUGCAAAGAGGCUGUGGAGGUAGAUCUGGAAACUUUAUGGGUAGUGGAGGAAACUUUGGAGGUGGUGGAGGUAACUUUGGCCGUGGUGGAAGAGGAGGCUAUGGUGGAGGUGGCAGCAGAGGUAGUUAUGGAGGAGGUGAUGGUGGAUAUAAUGGGUUUGGAGGUGAUGGUGGCAACUAUGGCAGUGGACCUGGUUAUAGUAGUAGAGGAGGCUAUGGUGGUGGUGAACCAGGAUAUGAAAACCAAGGUGGUGGAUAUUGUGGUGGUGGUGGUGGAUAUGAUGGUUAUAAUGAAGGGGGAGAUUUUGGUGGUAACUACGGUGGUUGUGAUGGGAACUAUAAUGAUUUUGGAAAUUAUAGUGGACAACAGCAGUCAAAUUAUGGACCCAUGAAGGGAGGGGGCAGUUUUGGUGGAAGAAACUCUGGCAGCCUCUAUCGUGGUGGUUAUGGAUCUGGUGGUGGAAGUGGUGGAUAUGGUAGCAGAAGGUGCUGA
Messenger RNA from Phyllostomus hastatus (greater spear-nosed bat), 1059 nucleotides. Its product is annotated as heterogeneous nuclear ribonucleoprotein A3-like. Gene Ontology annotation, molecular function: RNA binding. NCBI's taxonomy places the organism in Eukaryota, Metazoa, Chordata, Mammalia, Chiroptera, Phyllostomidae. The record is from RefSeq and is a predicted model, not a curated record.